This is a messenger RNA of Megachile rotundata (alfalfa leafcutting bee), 1434 nucleotides long. It is a transcript of the gene Vta1, whose product is annotated as vesicle trafficking 1. Lineage: Eukaryota; Metazoa; Arthropoda; Insecta; Hymenoptera; Megachilidae. The record is from RefSeq and is a predicted model, not a curated record. Gene Ontology annotation, biological process: late endosome to vacuole transport via multivesicular body sorting pathway. Gene Ontology annotation, cellular component: multivesicular body.
AUAAUACGUCGUAGUAAUCAAUUGACACUUAGUCGUGAAACGAUAAUAUUCUUCGUACGUAAAUAAAUAGAAAAUAAUGACGUUUGAUCGAUAAAAGAGAAAAGAAAGUUAUUCGCGAUCGAUGUAAUAAUCUGUAAUUAUUUUAGUAGAGAAACAUCAACGGGUCCAGGAGUACCGAAAUUACGAAUCACUUUUAUCAUCGGAUUGCCUGUGGCGAAGAAAGGCGUUAUAUCGAUAACAAGGAAUGCAAUGGUAAAACGGUUACAGCGUGAUUACGGUAAAAAAUUGAAAGCGUAAAAGAAUUUAUUUAGAUAAGUUAGGUUAGGUAUAUCGAUCGUCAUGGUUGGACCAGAUUUACCGGAAAUUCCGGCGUCUUUGAAAAGUAUCCAACAAUAUUUGAAAAUAGCGGCGACUCAUGAUCAACGGGAUCCGGUGGUUAGUUACUGGUGUCGAUUGUAUGCGCUUCAGACAGGAUUGAAACUUUCAACCAAGAGUCCAAAAGAAACAAAUUUUUUAAUGAAAUUAAUGGAUUGGCUAGAAACAACGAAGAAAGAGUCGCGAGAUAACGAAGCUAUUACGAACGAAGUAGCUGCACAGGCACAUUUAGAAAAUUGGGCAUUAAAGCUGUUUCUUUACGCGGAUAAAAAUGACAGAGAGGGUAAUUUUGGCAAAAAUAUUGUGCAAAGCUUCUUUACGGCCGGGCUAUUGUACGACAUAUUAACCAUUUUCGGUGAAUUGACCGAGGAAGCAGCGCAAAAUAGAAAAUACGCAAAAUGGAAAGCAGCGUAUAUUCAUAAUUGUUUAAAAAACAACGAAACGCCUGUACCAGGGCCAAUGCAAGAGGAUAACGAAAACAUCGAUUUCGACAGUAACGCGGGUGAAGUUAGCGGCGGAAUAGCAACGAAACCAAAAGAGGACGAAACACCGAUAAGCUCGGACAAAUUAAUCGAUAUUCGUGACAGCGAUUCUUCGCAUAGAGUAGACGGUAAAAAUAACGGAGGAAAUGGUGGACAGUGGUCUUCCGAAGAUAAAGAUUAUAACGUAGCAAUGAAAUCGGAAGGUAAAUCGAUAGAAGGGGGAGUCAGUUUGUCCGUGGAAGACAUAAACAAAGCGCAGAAGUUAAUCAAGUGGGCUGGAAGUGCGUUGAAUUACGAGGACGUGCCUACGGCUAUAUUGAAUCUUCGAAAAGCUUUACAUCUGUUGACUACCGGCGAAGAAGAGGCACGAUAGGAAAAACGAUCGAGCGAAUCGGAUAUCGGAAUUUCGAAGAUUCGCGUCCCCGUUCCUGUGUUCCUAUAUCCGAUACAUUGACGGUGGAACGAAAUUGUGUCGGUCGAUACCUUGUGUAAACAGUAAUGUAACAACGAGAAUAUGAAAAUUUACGAUUUAAUCGAUACGGAAGUAAAAAUAAUAAGUUAUUUAUUGAAUCGUUUA